AUGGAGGAAUCUCCGCCUAAGCCGUGGCAGCAGCAGCAGCAGCAACCACUGGCGCUGCCCUUCACCUUCAGCAGCAACAACUUGCCUGCUGCUAGCCCGACUGCAGCAGCAACGCCUGCUGCUGCUGCUGCACCUGACAGCAGCAGCACGGGCGUUGCCUUGUACGAGCAGCAGCCCCGUGCAGCAGCAGCAGCAGCAGCAGAUGCCUCUCUAUAUGCAGCAACUCAUGGGGCCCCCAGCUACGAGGGGGGCCCCCUGGGGCCCUUCUAUGCAGCAGGAACAGGGUACUAUGGGGCCCCCUACGGGGGUUAUGGCAGUUGGACAUAUGGGGGAUAUGGUGGCCUUGCUGCUGCUGCUGCUGCUGCUGCUGCUGCCCCACACGUCCUCGGCCUGCAGAAGCAGCAGCUGCUGCAGCAGCUGCUCCCUGAUGUCUGCUUGCCCGAUGACCAGUGCAGCACCGCAGACAGCGCCAGCAGCAGCACCACCAGCAGCAGAAACAGCAGCAGCAGCAGCACCAGCACUACCAGCAGCAGCAGUGGGGAUGAAGCCGAGCAGCAAAAUGGCAGCUUCGAGGUCGAGGCCUUGUCCACAAGACAGGCUUUGUUGAGACUUGUAGAGAGAAUCAGGAGGCUGGCGCUGCUGCUGCUGCUGCUGCUGGCCCUCAACUUGCUGCUGCUGUACCGGAGGAGGCAGCGGAGAAGAAGUCCUUGA
Molecule: messenger RNA, 711 nt
Organism: Eimeria tenella
Lineage: Eukaryota; Apicomplexa; Conoidasida; Eucoccidiorida; Eimeriidae
Exons: 3
Coding region: 1-711 (236 amino acids)
Source: RefSeq, a predicted model, not a curated record